AAAACUAGCAAGCAAAUCAAAAGGAAAGCCCUUACCCAUUUAAUGUAAAAGCAGCAUAAAUUAUGAAGAGUGUUUUAAGCAAUAAAAUAUAAAAAAAAAACAUUUAAUCAUAAUUGUAUAUAUUUCAUCAUGGCACAAUUUUUUUCUUGAACAUCUUUCAUAUUAACUGUUGAAUGGCAACUUGAAUUUUUAAUUGCAUUGCAAUUUAUCAAUAAGAUUUUGCAUAUUAAACAAUAUUGAAUAGCUGACCUCAAGUAAGAAAGCAUUUUAGACCCUAUAGGUAUUCUAUAUCAUAUAAUGUGUUCCUUUUCCAAAAAAGACAUAGGCGUGGUCCAACUUAUAUUCUUAUAUGAAUGUCUUAAAUUAAAUUUGUUAAUUGUUAGUAAAACACCAAAUAAAGAUGAUGUCAAUCACCCAGGUUGUUCAAUAGUUAUUGAUCGAGUUCAUGAUUUGUAAAAACAUAAUAGAAGUACUGUUUGAAUAAAGCAUAAAAGAAGUUUUAGUCAUUUUUUGCAUGAGUGGGUCUUUUGUAUUUUAAAGGACCAUGGUUUAUUGUAGAAGGUGAAGGUGAAACAAACAUUAAAGUGCAGUCAGUGAGUGCCGGUAAGAGACUGGUUGUUAUCAGGGCUGGCUGUUAUCAGAAUUUGCAUGUGGAGAAACUUUUCCAUCUCAAACAAAUGUCAUGGAAACAGGAUGAUGCAGUCUGUCUGUUCAGAUUGAGAUGUGGAUGUUUCACUCUCUCUUUCUAUUCCAUGCUGAGAACAGAGAGCAGUGCUUGUGCUUGAAAUUUUACUAAGAAAGGGGUCAUAUGGUGUCAAAAGUAUCAAAAAUGGCUCAUACCGAGGAGGAGCAGAGAAAGACAGCCCAUGAUUGGGAGGAAGAUAAGAUGAAUGACAAACAUCUGUUUGAUGAUGGAACUAUGACAUUUUUCUGGCGAGCUCACACAAUAAGCGUCCUGGUGAUAUUCACAUGCAUUCUGGUCUAUGUGGCACUCUUUGAGGAUCCAACAGUAAAUGUGGAGUAUAACACAAAAAGAGGAAUCACUGCAGUGAUAUUAGCAUUUUUACUAUUUGGUGUUACACAGACUCCUGAUGGACCAUUUAAAAGACCACAUCCAGCCUUUUGGAGAUUGAUCCUGUGCCUUAGUAUUGUAUAUGAAUUAGCCCUGAUUUUCCUACUUUUCCAGACUGUUGAUAAUGCCAGAAAGUUGUUGACUUUUUUUGAUGAAACACUGGGUCAGCCACUUCCAGAGAAGGAUUAUGGUGGCAAUUGUUUGAUAUAUGACCCUUCUAAACUUGAGGAUCCCUUCCACAAUCUCAAGGAUAAAAUGGAUGGUUUUGUUCCUACACAUUUCUUUGGUUGGUGGUUAAAAACUUUGAUCCUGCGAGAUUACUGGUUGUGCACUGUGCUCAGUAUCAUGUUUGAGGUUCUAGAGUAUACCCUAGAGCACCAGCUGCCCAAUUUUAGCGAAUGCUGGUGGGAUCAUUGGAUAAUGGAUGCCUUAGUGUGUAAUGGUCUGGGUAUCUACUUGGGUAUGAAGACUCUGAAAUAUCUCUCACUAAAACACUACCACUGGAGGGGGAUGUGGAAAAUACACACAUACAGAGGCCGUCUCCAGCGUGUUGCUUCCCAGUUCACCCCCUACAGCUGGAUGGACUUCGAUUGGAGGCCCACAUUCAGCUUGAAGCGAUGGUUGGCAAUGUUGGGAAUCAUCAUUAUGUUUUUGGCUGCAGAACUGAACACAUUCUACCUGAAAUUUGUGUUGUGGAUUCCACCUGAGCACUAUUUAUGUUUGGGGCGUCUGGUGUUCUUCCUGUUUGCAGGAGCUGUUGCUAUGAGGGAGGCUUUCCAGUUUCUUGACGAUCCAAAUUGUAAGAAGUUUGGUCGUCAGGCUUGGAUGAUAGCUGCUAUAAUUAUAACAGAGCUUCUUAUAGUGCUCAAGUUUGACUGGCAGACUGUUUCUAAGCCCAUUCCAUUCCCUGUUGCCUGUUUCUGGAUUCUUGGCAUUGUGGGAUUGUUUGUUUACACAAUUUGGAAAUUUUACCUCCAUCCACAUAAAGUUAUCGCAAAGAGUCAUCAGACCACUAAUGGGGAUGUUGUUAUGAACAAUAAUGAUAGAAAGACGCAGAAUAAAGCCGAGGGUGGCAGUAAUGGCAGUGUAUCCAACUCGCCACUCAAACAGCUUCGCUUCCGUGUCAACAGGGACAGCCAAAAUGGCAAAAGUUGAAUGAAUAGUCACAAUUAAACAUUGCAUGAACAUGUAUCAGAAGAAAGAAAUGUUAUUUUGCAUAUCACAAACCAUGCUCAACAUUAUUUUCAUACCAGCUAAAUAAUCUCUUUUUAUAAAGAAUCAUCGAUUAUUUCCAUCGUUUCAAAAUCCAGUGUCAGCCAUGUGAGAUGUUUGCUAAGAUAUUUAGCAGAUAUUCUGCACAAAUUGCUCCAAAGAUGAUUGUUUUACAAUUGCAUAUUAUAGGGAAUAUUUAGCUACUUGUUUAUAUUGUACGUACCAGAUUGCCAAAGUUAUUUUGUAUACUUGUACAUGGCCUGUUGUGAGACAACAUGAUUAUAUAGAUUUGGAUUAUGGUUUUAUAAAAGGGAGGG
Messenger RNA from Lingula anatina, 2601 nucleotides. RefSeq names its product phosphatidylserine synthase 2. Gene Ontology annotation, molecular function: L-serine-phosphatidylethanolamine phosphatidyltransferase activity. The record is from RefSeq and is a predicted model, not a curated record. Gene Ontology annotation, biological process: phosphatidylserine biosynthetic process. Lineage: Eukaryota; Metazoa; Brachiopoda; Lingulata; Lingulida; Lingulidae.